AGGCGGGCCUGACAGUCGGUGGACGGCUCCGGCGCCAUGAACAUCUUGCCUAAGAAGAGCUGGCACGUCCGGAACAAGGACAAUGUCGCCCGGGUGCGACGCGACGAGGCCCAGGCCCGGGAGGAGGAGAAGGAGCGGGAGCGGAGAGCGCUGCUCGCCCAGCAAGAAGCCCGCACAGAAUUCCUACGGAAGAGAGCCAGGCGUCAGAACUCCCUGACUGAGCUUGAAGCAGCAGGCGCAGGAGCCCCAAGCUCUGGCCCCGUGGACCUGUUUCGGGAGCUGCUGGAAGAAGGGAAAGGGGUGACAAGAGGCAAUAAGGAGUAUGAGGACGAGAAGCGACAGGAGAGAGAGAGGCAGGAGAAAGCGCUGGGCAUUCUGACAUACUUGGGCCAGAGUGCAGCAGAGGCCCAGACUCAACCCCCUUGGUACCAGCUCCCCCCGGGGCGAAGGGACCCCCAGUCUGGCCCAAGCCCUGAUGAGAAGAUCAAAACCCGCCUGGACCCCUUGAGGGAGAUGCAGAAGCACCUGGGGAAGAAAAGGCACAGCAGUGAAGAAGGUCAUCCUCGCAGAAAGGAGAAACAAUGGCCCAAGGGGCCCCCUUCCCUGGACCAGCUUCGGGCUGAGCGUCUUCAGAGGGAAACAGCCGAGAGGGCAAGGGCGGAGGCCCUCCUGGCCCGGGUACGAGGCCGGCCGCCCAGGGAAGGUCCGGGAGAAGAGGAAGAGACAGAUGAACGGAGACGGCGGUACAACUCCCAGUUCCAUCCCCACCUGGCCCGGCGCCCACGCCCACAAGACCCCACUUUUGCUCACUGACUCUUUGGGGGGGGUGUAGAGGAGAGGCUGCUGCUGCCAGCCGUCAUAUAAAACUAUUUAUUCAUAAAUAUUUUCCAAAAU
This is a messenger RNA of Nannospalax galili (Upper Galilee mountains blind mole rat), 894 nucleotides long. RefSeq names its product leukocyte receptor cluster member 1 (gene Leng1). The coding region runs from base 37 to 813 and encodes 258 amino acids. Lineage: Eukaryota; Metazoa; Chordata; Mammalia; Rodentia; Spalacidae. The record is from RefSeq and is a predicted model, not a curated record. The transcript has 4 exons.